Messenger RNA from Mytilinidion resinicola, 1286 nucleotides. RefSeq names its product citrinin biosynthesis oxidoreductase-like protein CtnB. Lineage: Eukaryota; Fungi; Ascomycota; Dothideomycetes; Mytilinidiales; Mytilinidiaceae. Gene Ontology annotation, cellular component: nucleus; cytoplasm. The record is from RefSeq and is a predicted model, not a curated record. Gene Ontology annotation, biological process: secondary metabolite biosynthetic process. The coding region runs from base 365 to 1234 and encodes 289 amino acids. The transcript has a single exon.
AGCAUCAUUCGUACAUUUGUAGAAGGCCUGUUUAAGAGGCCUCUAUGCGGGUAAGACUCAAUGGCCGCCUUAUAGGUGUCGCCUAAUCGUGUCUCACACCAAUUGCCUAAUGGGCCUUGUGCCACGGCUCUAAUUCAGCCUUACGAGCCCUACCCGGCGAUGGUCUCGGACUCCGAGGGAUGACCUGAAGCCGUCUUAUUUCUACUUAAUCCUCACUUGUCUUCUUCAAUCUUGCACUUUAAUUUCUUAAUAUCAAGAUCUUGACUUAUCGCCCAGCUGGAUCCCACACACUACUAUGCUAUCGAGCCCUUUCUGAUCAAACAACAUCAUUCGAUCAGAUCUACUGCCAACCUCACCCGCGACAAUGGCUCCUCAUCUAGCAGCGCCACCGCCGCUACAAGAAGACCUGACCCUCCCCCGCCUCCUCUUCCUCCACGGCGGCGGCGUCAACGCCUCCAUCUUCGAAGCCCAAGCACGCUCAUUCAUGCGCUACCUCCGCCCCUCCUUCCGUCUCGUCUUCGCCGACGGCCCAUUCUUCUGCGAUCCCCACCCCGCCAUCAUCCCCGUGUACACCUCGCAUGCGCCCUUCCGCCGCUGGCUGCGCUGGAUGGGCGAGCAUUCUGACGUCGACGCCGAAAGCGUGGUUGAGGAAAUAAGCUACGCGAUCCGCAACGCGAUGGCGGCAGAUGACGCGAAGAGCGCGACGGGGGAGUGGGUUGGAUUGGUCGGGUUCUCGCAGGGAGCAAAGCUAGCUGCGUCGAUGCUUCUCGAGCAGGAGGCGAGGAUCCGGCAGGCUCAGAAGACGGGUGACGAUCUGGCGCCUGGGUUUCUAGAGGACUCAAGCAUACGAUGGCGGUUUGGGAUACUCAUGGCGGGACGGGCUCCGCUGUCGAAUUUAUGCCCGGGGCAGCCUGAAUUGCUUUCGAGCAAGGCACUCGUGGCGGCCGAUGAAAUCAGUGAGGGAUUUGAGUUUGUGGGUAAGGUCGACGAUGAGGCGGUACUGAAGACACCGACGGUACAUGUGCAUGGAUUGGCGGAUGAGGGACUACAUCUACAUCGGAGACUGCUGGAACAGUACUGUGCGCCUGGGACGGCAACAUUAGUGGAAUGGGAUGGCAAUCACCGGAUACCGAUCAAGAGCAAGGAUGUGGAGAGAGUCGUCGACGCGAUCUGGGAUGUCGCCGAGAAGACGGGGGUAGAUGUGACGAGGCUACCGUCGAAGUUAGGUAGCUGAGGUAUUGGUCUACAUCGAUUUGAUAGCGUUUGGUUGGUACGGGACUGGAGGG